Messenger RNA from Neohortaea acidophila, 2452 nucleotides. RefSeq lists its product as uncharacterized. Lineage: Eukaryota; Fungi; Ascomycota; Dothideomycetes; Mycosphaerellales; Teratosphaeriaceae. The record is from RefSeq and is a predicted model, not a curated record. Gene Ontology annotation, molecular function: exonuclease activity; nucleic acid binding. The transcript is spliced from 2 exons. The coding region runs from base 46 to 2292 and encodes 748 amino acids. Gene Ontology annotation, cellular component: nucleus.
CUACAAUUCCUCAUGGCUCAGUGACAGCCACACAUUGAAGAAGAGAUGGGUCGCAAUAGCCACAAGCGCUCGCGCUCCCACUAUGAAGCCGACAACCGCAUCGGCGUCGGCCAGACACUGUCGCACCUGAAAGACUCCACCACCAGCACCGCAUCACCAUCGUCCGAUGCAAAUGGCACCUCCCCGGGACAAGAUGACGACGCGGGAGAGUGGCAGCAGGUGGAGAGCAACCGGGCGAAGAAGAGAAAGAAGCUGCCGUCAAAGGAAAAAGGCAACUACCCUUCCAUCAAGCACUCUGCGCAAUCUCGACUGCAGCACUACGUCAAGCUGGGUGACUUGCAGAACCUCGCCCUCUACCUCCUCGCCGACGGUCCCUCGCCACAAUGGUGUUCUGUCAGUCAUCAUGCCAAUGUUCGCAAGGUCGUGGCGCUCAUGGUCCCUGGACUCGAAGCGGGCAUGUUCAAUGGAAGCAUACCUUUGCUCGAUCCCAGUGUUUCGGAGCAGAGCACCGCCAAUGGACUUGAGACUUCGGCAGCAGAUAGCUCAUCGCUAGCGAAGAAAGAAGAAGAAGAAAACUCUCCCUCACAUCCAGUCGACCCUCCUUCCACGCUUGUCUCUCCUCCUCGAAGCAUCUCUCGCGCCUCUCCAGACGACUAUUACCCCAAGAAGCUCAAUCGUGAUCGACUCCCCAUUCCACUGCAGCCGUUGAGUGAUAUAUUUGAACACAUCUGGCCUGUUCGUACGCCUGGCGAUGACAAGUACGCCAAGAUGCACUCGCCGCUUGCUGCCAUGCUCAUCUCGCCGAUUGUCAAGUCGAAGGAUGAGAAGAGGGGCAAAGGACCGCAGACACCUACCAGCAGUAAGAGUUGGAAGAAUGAGAGGACUCCUGUCACUGAGUAUGUGGCCAGCACACAAGAAUUGAUGCAAGAAGGCUAUGUGCUUCAUCCUGCCCAUUACAAUGGUACCACUCUUGCUGCCGAAGAGACGGCCAAACGCGAGUUGGACAAGACUUCCGUCGCGGAUGGGUGGAUCGACGCUCCCAACGUCACCAUGCUCACGGACGAGGAUGUUUCAGACAAAGACAAAGAGAGUGAUCCAAUCCUCGCCGGCCAGAAAGUCCUCACAAUGGACUGCGAAAUGUGCAUCACCUCGCCGCCAGGCACAACGCCUCAAGAGUUCAGCCUUACCCGCAUCUCCCUUAUCGACUGGGACGGAAACGUACUUCUGGACGAAUUUGUCAAACCCGACAAACCCAUCACGGACUACCUCACCCCCUACUCCGGCAUCACGCCCGCCUCCCUCCAAAACGUCACCACCACCCUCCCCGACAUCCAAACCAAACUCAUCAACGACAUCUUCACCCCCAACACCAUCCUCGUAGGCCACUCGCUCGACUCCGACCUCAAAGCCCUCAAACUCACCCACCCAAACAUAAUCGACACCGCCCUCCUCUUCCCCCACCCGCGCGGACCCCCGCUGAAAUCCAGCCUCAAAUGGCUCGCGCAAAAGUACCUCGCGCGCGAAAUACAAAAAGGCCACGGCACCACGGGCCACGACUCCAUCGAAGACGCCAAAGCCUGUCUCGACCUGGUGAAGCAGAAGUGCGAAAAGGGCAAGGCGUGGGGCACUUCGGAAGCGUCCGGCGAAUCGAUUUUCAAGCGCUUGGCUCGAGCUACGCGGCCCAAGAGGGAUAAAGUGAAUCCUGUGGGGGACGAUGAGGCGCGCACCGGCGCGGUGGUUGAUUGGGGCGAACCUACGCGCGGCUAUGGAACGCAGGCGAAGUUGGCGAUUGGGUGCGAGAGCGAUGAGCAAGUCGUCGCUGGCGUCAAGCGUGCAAACGCAGGUGAAGAUUCUGCAGACCACUCCACCAACACCGACAGCACCUCCGCCCCAACUGGAGGCAUAGACUUCAUCUUCGCCCGUCUGCGCGAACUAGAAGCCCACCGCGGCUGGUGGAACCGCAGCAAAACGCUCGACAACGAGGAGCUGCGCAACAGCACGGCCGCCACCUCAGCCGAGACCUCUUUAUCGACCAUCGCCGCGCAGACCGUAGCGCAUGUAAAGGAAGUGUGGGACGCCCUGCCCCCCUGCACGGCUUUCUUGCUCUUCUCUGGCUCCGGGGAUCCCCGGCCUUUGGCCGAGAUGCAGGCCUUGCAGCAGAGGUUUAAGGAAGAGUACAGGACGAAGAAGUGGGAUGAGCUGAGCGUGCAGUGGACGGAUGUGGAGGAGCAGAAGUUGCGCAGGGCGUGUAUGGAUGCGAGGCUUGGGGUUGGGUUUGUGGCUGUCAAGUGAAAGCUGUCAACCUGAAGGCUAUACCGCUCGUGGAUGAUGAGAGCGAAGGGCAGUACGGGGGCUGUGUGUCGCCAACAAAGCAUGUCGCUUGCCUCGCGAUGUAUCCGGAAUCGCCUCAUGAUUAUCGAACGUUCGAUUGAGCGUAGAUACAUACCUACAU